This is a messenger RNA of Fulvia fulva, 3558 nucleotides long. Its product is annotated as 1-phosphatidylinositol 4,5-bisphosphate phosphodiesterase delta-4. The record is from RefSeq and is a predicted model, not a curated record. Gene Ontology annotation, biological process: phosphatidylinositol-mediated signaling; lipid metabolic process. Gene Ontology annotation, molecular function: phosphatidylinositol-4,5-bisphosphate phospholipase C activity. Lineage: Eukaryota; Fungi; Ascomycota; Dothideomycetes; Mycosphaerellales; Mycosphaerellaceae. The coding region runs from base 1 to 3558 and encodes 1185 amino acids. The transcript has a single exon.
AUGAACCUACCAUCUACCGUGCACGACCAAGAUGCCUUCCCAGCGAAAGCCGCAUCAUCCAAUGCUGCGACCACUAAAACAGUAGCUGCUUCAGUCCGCGCACUGCCUGUGCCAAGUGCCAAUGCGGCCAAUGCGGCCACCGCGGUGACACCAGCAGCUACUAGCGGCGUGAGCGCUUCUCUGCCAAGUAGAAGCAGCUCUCUCUACAGGGCGCAUACUAUUAAAGGCAAGCCUUCCACUUCUCAGACUUCGCUGCCGGACAGCACCAUGACAGCCCAGGUCCUCCCAACUCAUGCUCCGGCAUUCGCAGACCAUUCCUUUCUGGAACGCUCGCCUUCUCCGCACACGCGCGCUAGUACGCACAAUGCUAUGGUAGAGGCAAUGACGACCGGGCGGAGUCCUAGUCUAGGAAGAAGCCCUAGCUUUAGAAGCAGCCCUGGAAUUAUCCGCAGAUUGUCUCGGGGUGCGUCUAAUAGACUUCGCCGCAGGGCAUCGACGCAGCAUUCUCUGCGGCUGAGAGAUCCAAGUGCAGGACCCACCCUGAUCAGGCGGCGCAGCGACAGUAACGGCGCUUCUGACAUGGGAGAACAAGUCUCGGACCUCGAACUAGACAGUACCACUGAGGACGUGAUCGAAGAUACUCCCUAUCCAUCCUCUCUAGGCGAUCAUCACAACGCUCUUGGUAUCAGCUUGGCUGGUCGACCUGGCGCUGCUUCGAGCAGCACCGUCGAUAAUGCUUUCGAAGGUGGCAUAGCUCCCGCAAAUUCGGCCGUCCUCGAGGCAGGAACUUGGCUCACGAAGUUGACGAAGCGGCGUCAGAAGCGCAUUCGGUUAUGGCUCGACUCCAAUUCAGCACGGGUGUGCUGGCACUCGUCAAACCCAAGCAAAUCUUUUUUCAUAGACGAUGUCCGCGAGGUUCGCAUCGGUGUCGAGUCGAGGAACGCGAGGGAUGAUGUGCAGGUGCUGCCAGAACACGAAGGUAGAUGGGUCACCAUUGUGUACGAUGUGCCGGAACGUUCGAAAGGGAGGGCAAUCAAGACUAUGCAUGUCCUGAUGCCUGACGAUUAUCUUCUCGGGCUGUGGACAAACGCACUGAACACAGUCACAAGAGAACGCAUCGAAAUCAUGAACGCUUUGUCGUCCAAUCCAGAAAAGAGCGACAGGAGCGUGUCAAUGGCUUGGCACCAGGUCAUGACUCGCAAAACGGUACCGAGCGACGGCCGGUUCGCUCUCGAUGAUGCCAGAUGGCUCUGCCGCAAGCUGGAGAUCAACUGUUCCGAGUCUGCUGUCAGGACACACUUCAGGUCAGUCACAUCCGACGAGACCGCCGGGUUGGACUACGAGCAGUACAAGCACUUCGUCCAAUCAUUCCGAGAACGAAAGGACAUUCAGCAUAUUUAUCGUAAUAUGAAGUAUGGCACCCAGAUUGAUAUGGACCUGGAAACGUUCAUGGAGUUCCUCAAGCGUGAACAGAUGGUUGACGCCGUCAAAGAACGUAGCCACUGGGAAAGCGUUUUCGAUAAAUACGCCCGUCCGACAAAGCCACUUCCCUCAUCGGACAAGGGUUCAUCCUUGACACACCGGACUCUGAGCAUGCAAGGCUUCCAAAGCUUCCUUACGUCCUCUCACAGUACACCGCUCAAACCGCUGAAAAGUGAGCCUACACUGGACCGGCCACUCAAUGAGUACUACAUCUCGAGCUCACACAACACAUAUCUGCUUGGGCGGCAAGUCGCCGGCGCUUCGAGUGUAGAAGGGUAUAUCGCGGCGCUCGUCAAAGGCUGCCGUUGUAUCGAGAUUGACUGCUGGAAUGGCGACAAUGGAAGGCCCAUGGUCACGCACGGGUUCACGAUGACUACCAGAAUACCCUUCGAAGAUUGUGUUUCUGUCAUUGCCAAAUACGCCUUCAACAGCUCCCCGUAUCCGCUCAUCGUCUCGCUAGAAGUACACUGCAGUUCUGUACAGCAAGUCGCUAUGGUAGGGCUGAUGAAGAAGUAUUUUGGAGACAUGAUGGUUACUGAGACGCUCAACUCCAACACAAUGGUGCUACCGUCCCCUGAAGAGCUCAAGAACAAGAUUCUCAUCAAGGUCAAAGCAUCUGAAGGCACUGAGCAGAAUCCGAUGAGCUCCGAAAAUGCUGAAGUUGGUCCUCGUCCAGACGGGAGUAGCAGAGCGCAAAGCCUCACAGCCUUCAGCCGUACUUCCUCGGUCGAGAACCAAAGUGCGAUGUCGUCCCCAUCACUCUCGGCCUCUGCGGCGACCAGCUUCUCUGAAAGCUAUCCCUUACUCCCGGCGCACGGAUCUGUGGCAUUUGGGCCGAUGGCGACACCCAGCAGUUCUGCCGACGACAGCGACGAGAUCCCACCUUCGUCUGAAAAAUCAAAAAAGCCUCGUAAGACUACCAGGAUCACGCACGAGCUCGGCAAGCUGGGCGUCUACACCCAGGGCAUCAAAUUCACAGGCUUCGAAGCUCAGGACGCGAAACUGUACAACCACAUAUACUCGCUUGCCGAAAACCAGUUCGACCGGUUGUGCGCCAAGAAUACCGACAACAAGGCACUACUCGAAUCACACAACUUGCGUCAUCUCAUGCGAGUAUACCCUGGCGCUAAGCGCGUCGAUUCGUCGAACUUCAAUCCUCUGCAGUCGUGGCGCCGUGGUGUUCAAAUGGCCGCGCUCAACUGGCAAACGUACGACGUUCAUCAGCAAGUCAACGAGGCCAUGUUUGCGGCUGGGUCAGAUCGACUUGGCUAUGUACUGAAGCCGGAGGAGCUGAGACAUGCCAAACAUCAGCCUAUAGCAGGUUUCGUCUCAAACGCCGCCGGGGGAAAGGAAAAGAAAGGCAAAAAGCUGGUCAAGUUCAGCGUGGAUAUCAUCUCAGCGCAGCGCCUGCCACGACCACGAAACCAGAGUACGGAGGGCGGCAUGAAUCCCUACAUUGAAUUCGAGAUGUAUUCGGCCGAAGACAAAGCACGUGGCAUCGCGACUGCGGAGGGAGGCGUGGACGCGUCAGCGCCUGAUGGGUCUUCAGGCAUCGGCUCUCCUCUUCGCAAGCGAACGCGGAUCGUAGAUGGCAACGGCUUCGAUCCACAGUACAACCAGCCUAUCACGCUCGCGGUGGAGACGAAGUAUCCCAGCCUGAUUUUCGUUCGGUGGACGGUAUGGAACGCGCCCGAGGGCAAGAAAUCUGCCUCAAACAGUGCUCUACUGGCCACAUUCACUGCAAAGCUCGACAGUCUGCAGCAAGGGUACCGGCACUUGCCUCUUUUCAAUCCACAAGGCGAGCAGUAUCGUGACGCCAAAUUAUUCGUCAAGAUUCGGAAGGAGGCGCCCAUUGCUCUCCAGCAGGAAGACAACGCCAGCGGGUUCACACAAGCCUCGGCCUUCUCUCGUGGUGGAGAAGUCAACAGGAAUGGCUGGUCCUCUACGCGUGGGUCCCUCCGCGGAAUCUUCAGCCGAACGCCAAGCACGAACGGACGCAGGAAAGGCGACAGCUCGAGCGACAUUGCCGGUCCGCUGAGUCGAACCUCGAGUAUGGACCGCGACUCGAUCAAUUGA